AUGGCUGCUGUGGUCGCUAAACCGGCCGGAAUGGCCACCAAGAUUAAAAAGCCUCCUCCGCCGGUACAAACCAGUAUCAACGGCGGCCGCCCACCCUCCGCCUCUCCCUCGAGCGUUCCCAAGUCGCUUCCUGGUCAGAACCCGGCGACCACUCCUACUACGGCAUCCAGUGCAACUGCCACCACCACAAACGGCGCAGCACGCCCGAACCGUCGGCUGCAGAGGUUGAAUACGCGAAACAACACUACAGAUGGCGCCCCGAAUGACAAGAAGACUUCCAAGAAAUUCCCCGAACCCUAUGUACCAAAAGACUCACAUAUUUUAAGAAAAUACAAAGGCUGUCCCCCAUCGCUAAUUGUCCACCUCCACCCGACCCAUUUUCGCUUCGACCAGCAAGAUGGAAGUUUCAGCUACCACUCCGAAAUGCGCAUCUUCAUCGAACAUCUCCAGAAAGGUACCAUCCCUCACGAUAUGGUUGAAGAAUUCCGAAAAUCAGAAGUUCGAUACUACGAGGGCUGGUUGAUUGUCAGGGUACUGGACCACAAGUCGGCGGCCAAGGAGGUCGCUGCAAAUGGGGUCGCCGCAGAUGAUGAGAAAUUGUUCUCCAUUCACAACUAUAACCAGUACAUUACUCCAUCUCCUUAUGCACCAUAUCCUACCAAGGAACAGUCUGUCGCAAGGUCACCUCCAAUGAAUAUGAAGCAUGAGCACAGGGAUUCCGUCUCUAGUCAGCCUUCCUCCACCGUAAAUUCCACCGACACGAUCGACGUCGCUCCAAAGUCCAGCAAGCCUCAACCCAAGGUCUACCAUGUCGCGCUCCGACCCACCAUUCUGUCUAAACAUAUGGAUUUGGUGAUCGAUGCCAUGACUCCAGAUCCCAAAUCGGUCAAUCGCAAACAGUCUCAGGCGAAUGGCAAUGGCAGAGCGAAUGGAUCAGCUGCACCACAGACUCCCAUAUCGGGCAUGCCAGCAACCCCGUCCACGGAGAAGGGCCCUCCACUCAAGAAACAAAAAUUGAAGAUUGAGCCUAAGGACAUGCUGGAUUAUGAAGCUCGAGUGGUGAAUUCUACGGCGCCUCCCUUGUAUCUCGACCCUGUUGACAAUCUGGAAGAAGCUGAAAGUCUAAUCUCUAUGCUUCGAGACGCCCAUCAUGAUGCAAGACCACCUUCUCCCAAGAGCAGAAAGAGGACCGUCGCCGAAUUGGCUGCAGAAGAUGCUCAUGCCAAGGGUCAAGAACGCUUUAUGCUUAUUAUGGACGAGCGGACUGCGGACGCUGCUAAUGCCGGCGCCGUUGAAAAUCAAGCCGCAGCAGGAAUGUUCCAACCUCGCUUUGAGAAAUUUAACGCUCUGGACGGUAUUAAGAGAGACAUCGCUGAGCGGAAGCAACGAGAGAAGGACCGACAACUCCAAGAAGACGAGAAUAGGAGAGGUCAGCAGGAAAGGUUGCAAGAAGAAGAGAAGAAACGCAUCAUGAUUCAAAGGGCGCAAGAAGCUCGCAUGCUUCGAGCUAGACAACAAGAAAUGCAAGCUGCUUACGCUGCUCAACAGCAACAACAACAACCAGGCCAGCCACAGCAGCAAGUUCCCAAUCCUGGUCAAGUCGUCCAGCGACCGCCAUCACAACAAGUCAAUGGUAUCCCGCCUAACAUGCAAAGUCAAAUGAUGGCUGCCUCGCAACAACGUGGUUCACCCAUCAUCCGUCAAGGAACACCGCACGCUGCCUCGUCACCCAUUGUUACUUCUUCUAAUCAAGGAGGACAACCGAUGACAAUUUCAACUUCUCAACAAGGUCACGGAUCUCCUGGAAGACCAGGAUCUGCUGUACAACACGCUCAUCCAAUUACAGCGAUGUCGAGAGUUCCUAGUAAUCAGGGCCAGCCAAGCCGUAAUGGUACGCCACAGUUGACAAAUGGGACACCUGCUGCUAGAAACUCAACCCCCAUCCUCAGACAAGGCACGCCAUCACAGCACAUGACACAAGCCAGUCCGCAUGGCAGUAUGGCAGCGCCAACCCCUCAAAUGAUGCAGGCUGCAAUGAUGCAGGGACAGAUGGCUAAUGGUGUCUCUCAACCUAUGAAUCCUCAACAGGUCGCUCAAAUGCAACGUCGACACAUGCAGCAACAAGCGGCAAUGCAACAACAAGCCAUGGCGAAUGGUACUCCUCAAAUGGGACAAGCUCAAAUGGCACAUCUUCAAGCACAACAUCAUGCUCAGGCCGAUCGACAAGCUGCUUUGCAGAGACAACAGGCCCAAGCCCAGGCUCAGGCACAAGCCCAGGCGCAGGCGCAGGCGCAGGCCAUGCAACAAGGAACGCCUCAAAGUCAACACAUGUCACCUGCACCUCAAGCACAGAAAGUGUACAAUCAGCAAUUGGCCGAGUCAAUGAAGGCUCAAAUGCAAAGCAUUCAGCAAACCCAGCUUCAAGGUUCACCUGCUCCCAAUCAGAUGACACCACAACAACAAGCAGUUCAAAUGGCACAUGUGCAGCACCAACAGCAACAACAGCGAAUGAUGGCUGCUCAAGCACAAGGACAAAUGAUGGCUGGUAUGCAACCUCAACAGCAGCAACAGCAGCAACAGCAAAGAUCUAGCUUGCCUCCCUACCUUCAGUCAGUUUACAACAGCACGCUCAACGCUUAUCAGACGAGGUUUAUGCAACAAGCUGCUGCUAAAUACCAAGGCAACACCAGCAUGCUGCAGCAGAAUGAAAUACAUCAAAUAGGACUGCAAGCUCGUCAAGCUGCCAUUGCUGCCGUUCGCAAACACCAAGCCAACGCACAGAAUCCAGGCCAACAAAACGCCAUGCAGAAUAAUAUGCAGAAUGCCAUGCAAAUGCAACAAGCUCAACUUAGGCAACAGGCAGCGCAACAAGCUGGUGGAGGCAUGCCAAAUGGAAUGGGCGGCAUGAACAUGAAUCCCAACAUGGCCCAAGCAAUUCAACAACAGAACGCCCAACAGAUGCAACAGCUGCAAAUGCAACAUGCUCAACAGCAGAUACUUCAUGCCCAACAGCAGCAGCAACAGCAGCAACAACAACAAGGCAUGCAGUUUCCCCAGCAAAGAUGA
This is a messenger RNA of Exophiala bonariae, 3066 nucleotides long. RefSeq lists its product as uncharacterized. Gene Ontology annotation, biological process: regulation of transcription by RNA polymerase II. Gene Ontology annotation, cellular component: SAGA complex. The transcript is spliced from 2 exons. The record is from RefSeq and is a predicted model, not a curated record. The coding region runs from base 1 to 3066 and encodes 1021 amino acids. Gene Ontology annotation, molecular function: transcription coregulator activity. NCBI's taxonomy places the organism in Eukaryota, Fungi, Ascomycota, Eurotiomycetes, Chaetothyriales, Herpotrichiellaceae.